Pogona vitticeps (central bearded dragon) is the source of this 2210-nucleotide messenger RNA. RefSeq names its product transmembrane protein 180. The record is from RefSeq and is a predicted model, not a curated record. NCBI's taxonomy places the organism in Eukaryota, Metazoa, Chordata, Lepidosauria, Squamata, Agamidae.
CUUUUCUUGGCUUCUCCUUCCUCUGCCGCCACCCCUUCCCUUCAAAUCGCUCCUCAGCAACAAAAAAAGAAGAAAAAGCCGGCUCACGCCGCUCGUUCCUUUAAACCCGCUUCCGAACUGUCCCGAGCGCUUCCGGACGCGGCCGAAUCCCCCGGCAUCGCAGGAGGAGGAGGAGGAGGAACCAGAGGACGAGGGAGCCAGCCGCGAGGACCGGGGCAGCGGCAACGUGGCAAGACGCUGGGGCGGUCGCGAUUCAAAACGGGCCGACAGCUGGAUUCCCCCCACCCUGGGAAGAGCCAAUGGCAAGCCUCUCUGGGAGGCUCUUCGGGCCAAUCCUACGCGGGGCACUAGCUUCUCGGCCUAUGGGGCGAAAGAAGAGGGGUGGGACAGGGAGGCGAAGGUCCCGCCCUCCGAGUUUUUCUCCGCUGCCCGAGAGCCGCAAAAACAAAGACACUGGACACAGAGAGACAUUCCCUUCACCAAGAGUGUAUUUACAAAUAUACAUACGUUGCACCUCAGAACUGGUAAUUCCACAAUUCCAACAAAUUAACGUGCUGCUCCUCCAUACAUCAACCCAACAAAUAAGCUUAGGAAGAAAACAAAUAUCAUGUUAGAAAAAUGAAGAUUAUAUCAAGAAUUAAUCCUAAUGCUCUCGCAUACUCCAUGACCACACUGGGUGCUGGGAUGAUGAACAGUAUCUUCAGUUUCUAUUAUGUUAAACUCUUUUUAAAUCGAUACAGAAUUUCAGAAGCCGCAUUCCACCAAGCACAGGUUGUUUUUAUGAUAUGGAAUGCUGUUAAUGAUCCUCUCUUUGGAUAUAUCCAAGAUAAUUCCAGGGUGCCAUGCUGCUCUCGGCGUCAGUUUUCGAUUCUGUAUGGAGCACCUCUGUAUGGUUUGGCCUUUUUGCUUCCUUGGUUUCCUUGGAAACAAUAUGAAGAAAAUGACUGGCUUAGUGGCCUUCAUCUCAUCAUCUCUUUGUGUGCUUUUGAUGGCCUGCUCACAUUUGUCUUGCUAGCACAAUGUGCACUCUUCGCUGAAAUUUCUACUAAACAUGAAAGUAGGCUCCAGCUUAUUAAGUAUAACCAAGUGGCAACCUUAGUUGGGUCCACAAGCAUCCUUUUCUGUGGCCUAAUUACAGACAAUAUGGAGAACUUUAACUAUUUUCAAGUCUUUGUGGUUGUGGUAGGAGCAGUAGCAACUGUCUGCAUGUGUUAUACUGGAUUGUAUAGCACUACUGAGUAUGAACAACAGGAAAUUGUUGCAGAUGGGUCUCAACUAGGAAGUGCUGAGAGGGAUCUGUCUUGGUCUUCCGUAAUUUUGUUGACCAAGCAGAUCCUGACUCAGAGAAAUUUUUUGCUUUUUGUGACCAUGAACUUCUUUCAAGUCUUCCACCUGGCAUUUUGCAACAAUUUCAUGAUGAUCUUUGCAGAUAACCUCAUUCCUAAGGAUGUUCUCUCAUCCUCUAUCAGAAGCAUCAUGUAUGGAGCGGGCUUUAUUUGUCCUCAGUGCCUUGUGCUCAUCAGUCAAGCUUUGUUGAAGAAAUUUGGGUACUAUAAGAUUGUCUUAUUUUCUUUCUACUUGGAAGGAACAGCUGCAGCUGUCAUGUUUUUUCUAGGCCCAGAAUAUUACUACCUCUUGGCUGUUUAUCUCACAGCGAACAUGGUAAUUGUUCAAGCUUCCUUCAGUCUGUUUAAUUUGCCUUUGGCUGAUAUUGUGGAUGCAGAUUUAGUGAAACAUAAACGAAGGUUGCCACUUUCAUCAAUGGUUUUUGGAACAAAUGCUCUGUUUACAAAACCAGCACAGUCUUUAGCCCCUAUGCUUGUGGUUGCAAUAUUGAAUCAGUUUGGAUAUGCCCAUCUCAAUAAUAAAGCUACUCAGCCUGAUCCAAGUUUGUUUCUAGGUCUCCAUGAUGCCAUGUUCUCCAUGAUUUGCCUGGUUCCUCUUUGCAUUGCAGCUUUGCAGGUUCUGACAUGGACACCCUUUUCUAUCCAGAACAGCCACUUGACGCCUGUACAUAAACUGUAAAUAUUUGCAUCAAGGAACCGACAGCCAAUGUCAGAUGUGAAUGAGAACACUGGAUUUCUUUGAUUCUUUGGAGCAAUUUGAGCCAUUUAAUGUUCAUCUGUUAUGUCUGUAAACAUUAUUACUGAGCACAUUGUUAUGAAGCAAGUAGCUCUUUCUAGUUCAACUAUCAUAACAAUAAUUGAAGA